This is a messenger RNA of Naegleria fowleri, 267 nucleotides long. RefSeq lists its product as uncharacterized. The record is from RefSeq and is a predicted model, not a curated record. The transcript has a single exon. NCBI's taxonomy places the organism in Eukaryota, Heterolobosea, Eutetramitea, Acrasida, Naegleriidae. The coding region runs from base 1 to 267 and encodes 88 amino acids.
AUGAGACAAGAAUUGAAGAAAAAGAUUGACGAAUUACAAGAAUUGAAAAACAAAUGGGAAUUGAAAUGUGACACCAAUGAUGAGAAUUUGAAAAAGAAAAUUCAAGAAAUUGAAAAACAACAACAAAUUCUAAAAAAGGAAAUUGAUCAGGUCUUUCAAGAUUUACAAGAAUGCAUGAAAAAGAGAAAUGAUGUAUUGAAGGAAGAGGUGGACAAGUUGUAUUUGGAAAGAAUUUGCUUCAUUUCCAAAAUGAAAGAAUUGAAAUAA